UUCCUCCCGCAGCGCACGCGGGCCGGUUACGCAGCGCCAUGGCUCGGGAGAACGGGGACGCGGGCAGAGGGGAGACGUGGAAGAAGCAGGUCGACGACAUCAAGAAGAUCUUCGAUUUCAAAGAAGUGCUCGGCACGGGGGCGUUCUCGGAGGUGGUGCUGGCCCAGGAGAAGCUGACCGGACGCAUGUUCGCCGUCAAGUGCAUCCCCAAGAAGGCCCUGAAGGGGAAGGAGAGCAGCAUCGAGAACGAGAUCGCCGUGCUGAGGAAGAUCAAGCACGAGAACAUCGUGGCGCUGGAGGACAUCUACGAGAGUCCCGACCACCUCUACCUGAUCAUGCAGCUCGUGUCCGGCGGCGAGCUGUUCGACCGCAUCGUGGAGAAGGGUUUCUACACGGAGAAGGACGCCAGCACGCUGAUCCGGCAGGUCCUGGACGCCGUCAACUACCUGCACAGGAUGGGCAUCGUGCACCGAGACCUGAAGCCUGAGAAUUUGCUGUAUUUCAAUCCUCAAGACGAGUCAAAGAUCAUGAUCAGCGACUUCGGCCUCUCCAAGAUGGAGGGCAGCGGCGACGUCAUGUCCACGGCGUGCGGCACGCCGGGAUACGUGGCUCCGGAGGUCCUGGCCCAGAAGCCGUACAGCAAGGCGGUGGACUGCUGGUCCAUCGGCGUGAUCGCCUACAUCCUGCUCUGCGGUUAUCCGCCGUUUUACGACGAGAACGACUCCAAGCUGUUCGAGCAGAUCCUGAAAGCCGACUACGAGUUCGACGCCCCCUACUGGGACGACAUAUCAGACUCAGCCAAGGAUUUCAUCAGCAGCCUGAUGGAGAAGGAUCCAGCCAAGCGUUUCACCUGCGAACAGGCACUCAGACAUCCCUGGAUCGCUGGGGAUACGGCUCUCUGCAAGAACAUCCAUGAGUCAGUCAGCCGGCAGAUCAGGAAGAACUUUGCCAAGAGCAAAUGGAGGCAAGCGUUCAACGCCACCGCCGUGGUCCGACACAUGAGGCGGCUGCAGCUGGGCAGCAGCAUGGGGAGCAGCAUGGACGCCUCCAACUCGCCAAACCGGCCGGGUCAGACGCCGAAGGCGGCCCAGGGCCAGGCGAGCCAGGCCAGGCCGAGCCAGGCCGGCCAGAGCCAGGCCGGCCAGAGCCAGUCGGCUCAGAGCCAAAACGGCGGCCAGGCGGCCCAGAGCUCCAACGCCAGCGCCAGCAAAAACUCUUCCAUAGACAACAACAUCGCAGCUCCACGCAAGGAAUGUGUCACGGCGCCCGUCACGCCCUGCAGCCUGGCGUCCGCGGCCUCCUCCCCCGCCGCGGGGGCGGAGCUGGCCCGGCCGCACCCCUCGGCGGUCCCCGCCCCGGUGCUGACCGAGACCAAGUGACGCCAGGUCCCGCGGGGGACCAGCUGGGAGGCCACGGCGCUGUGAGGCGGAGCGACGGAGCGAGUCGGAGCCCGACGGAGGAGAGGACGACGAUCGCCCUUCCUCUUCCGCCCUCCCCUCCCUCUCUGAGACGCGACCCCACCCCCUCUCCUCCCCCCCAGCCAGUACCCCGCCCUGCUCGCGGGAGAGAGCAGAGAACUUUACCUCCACCCCCCGCCGGCUCAAGCCGCCAUUGCCAUACUGUCCGCGCUCCACAAACCGGGACGACGCAGCGGAGACGGCGCGUCCACGGACUCCCGGCGGACCCGGUGCUGCCGUAUUGUUCGCUGACCUUCAGCAUCAACUUCCCUCUUGAAUCUGGUCUUUCCUGCACCAUCGAACUUUUUUUCUUUUUUUUUUGUUCCAAUUUAGGUUUUUGACUGUUGGCAACUGGAUUAUUUAAUUUCUUAUUGUCACUGUUGCUGUUAAAGGUGGUUUGUGUAGCUUCUAAGGUGCAUUAGUGUCGCUGUGAUAUUGCAGAGCUUUUAUUUUGACAACUAGUGUUUUCUGCUUUUCUCACGUCCUCCUUAUGUCUGGGAAUCAUUACCAAACAAUCUGCAUAUUGAAGCAAAAGCAGAGAAACGUGUAAAGGUGUGCGACUCAGUCGCCCAAAGGGGAAGAUGAAUAACUAAUGCAUCGGAUCUAUGCAUAUGGACUAGUUGACUAAAGGCUAAACAUGGGCUUUACUAGCAGGACAGAGACAACAGCUUUGAAACGUUUUUUUAUAUUUAGAAAAAUACAUAAAAAUUAACCUUAAUUUCGCUAUUUAAAACUUUUUGUAUGAGCAGCCUUAGCCGUAACCCUUUACGAUUGGUUAUCUUCGACACUGACGUUACUGACGCUGCAAUCUCACGUGACGGCGAUGGAUCCGCUACACACAGCACCUUUAAGACCAGUUAUUUUCUUGUGUUUGUCUGUUUGUGCUUUAAGAAGUGCUUUAAAAAAGUACCAUAUGACUGUUGAGAUGUGAAAA
Molecule: messenger RNA, 2391 nt
Organism: Salarias fasciatus (jewelled blenny)
Lineage: Eukaryota; Metazoa; Chordata; Actinopteri; Blenniiformes; Blenniidae
Gene: camk1da
Product: calcium/calmodulin-dependent protein kinase 1Da
Exons: 11
Coding region: 39-1379 (446 amino acids)
Biological process (GO): protein phosphorylation
Molecular function (GO): protein kinase activity; ATP binding
Source: RefSeq, a predicted model, not a curated record